AUGGUUAAAGGCAAGAGAGGACACGACGAGGUCGACACAUACGAGGCGGAUGACUUUGUUGAGAAUGAUGAUGGCAGUGCGCUAAAGAAGAAGACUAAGAAGGCUGCUGCAAAUAACAGUGCUAAGAAGGCAAUAAAGGAAAAGUCUUGGGAGUUAUCCUCUGGAAAGAAUCCGAAGCGUGUUGGUGUUAGUGACUUCAAGAACAUGACGCUCAUUCGAAUCGGAGAAACAUACGAGAAGGAUGGAGAAUAUCUUCCUGGCAAGAAGGGCAUUUCCCUCACGGUUGAUCAAUACAAAGCUCUUCUUGAGGCUCUCCCAAGUGUCACGGCACACCUAGAAUCUCAGAGCAUCCAGAUUGGACCUUCUGCGGUUGAUGAGGACGAUGAAAUGGUCGAGGAAACUAAGCCGCAAAAGAAGAUCAAGGCCAAGAAGGAGAAGCCGAAGGCGAAGUCAAACAUCGAGGCUACAUCGGAUGAGGAGGAGGAGGAGGCAGAGGAGGAAGAUUGA
Molecule: messenger RNA, 507 nt
Organism: Mollisia scopiformis
Lineage: Eukaryota; Fungi; Ascomycota; Leotiomycetes; Helotiales; Mollisiaceae
Exons: 3
Coding region: 1-507 (168 amino acids)
Biological process (GO): positive regulation of transcription initiation by RNA polymerase II
Molecular function (GO): transcription coactivator activity; DNA binding
Source: RefSeq, a predicted model, not a curated record